Messenger RNA from Neopelma chrysocephalum (saffron-crested tyrant-manakin), 1039 nucleotides. RefSeq names its product membrane primary amine oxidase-like. Gene Ontology annotation, cellular component: plasma membrane. NCBI's taxonomy places the organism in Eukaryota, Metazoa, Chordata, Aves, Passeriformes, Pipridae. The transcript has 4 exons. The record is from RefSeq and is a predicted model, not a curated record. Gene Ontology annotation, biological process: amine metabolic process. Gene Ontology annotation, molecular function: quinone binding; copper ion binding; primary methylamine oxidase activity. The annotation marks the transcript as partial.
GGCUACAUUAGCACCUCCUUCCUCCACGGACAAGGCACUAACUAUGGCAACAGGGUUGGGCCCCACACACUGGGAACGAUGCACUUCCACCACAUGCAUUACAAGGUGGACCUCGAUGUCGAUGGGCAGCCAAACUUCCUGGAGACCCAGGACAUGGAGUAUGAGAUUAUCAAAGAUCCCUGGAGCACGCAGAACACCAUCGAGCGUCCGUACCUUCGCAGGAAAAGGCUGGAGAGGGAGGAUGAGGCAGCAUUCCUGCUCAAUGCCCCCAUGCCCCGCUACCUCUCCUUUGCCAGCCCCAAUCCCAACAAGUGGGGGCACCCACGCAGCUACCGGAUCCAGAUCAUCAGCUUUGCUGGGAAGCACCUGCCCAUCAACAGCUCCAUGGAGCGGUCUGUCAGCUGGGGCAGGUACCAGCUGGCUGUCACCCGGCGGAAGGAGGAGGAGUCCACCAGCACCAGCACCUACAACCAGAAUGACCCCUGGACACCCACCGUUGCCUUCGCCGACUUCAUCAACAAUGAGACCAUCACCAACGAGGACCUGGUCGCCUGGAUCUCCGUGGGGUUCCUGCACGUCCCCCAUGCUGAAGAUGUCCCCAACACGGUGGCCGUGGGGAACAGUGUUGGCUUUUUCCUGAGGCCCUACAACUACUUCAACGAGGACCCCUCAGUGGACUCACGUGGCAGUGUGUACUUCAGCAGUGAGCAGGACACCAGGGCAUGCGGGGCCAACCCCCUCGCCUGCCUGCCCACCACUGCUGCAUGUGCCCCCCACCUUCCUCCCUUCCACUUUGGGGGCUUCCUCAACGUCAGCCUGGCACCUCCAUUUGGUGGGGUGUGACGGGCCAGGGCCUGCUGCCCCCUCCCCACCCAUGUGGGCAUCGGGCAGGUGCAUUGGAGGGGCUCUGUCACCACCCCAGGACCUGCCCUCCCCCUGCCCAGGGUGUCAUGUGCUCAGGGUCGGUUUUUGAAGGUGCUCAGCUGUCAUUUCAGCACUGCAGUGCUGCUAAAGGUGCAACCAAAACCUCUGAAAAACA